Molecule: messenger RNA, 3182 nt
Organism: Fundulus heteroclitus (mummichog)
Lineage: Eukaryota; Metazoa; Chordata; Actinopteri; Cyprinodontiformes; Fundulidae
Product: G2/M phase-specific E3 ubiquitin-protein ligase-like
Exons: 19
Coding region: 635-2845 (736 amino acids)
Molecular function (GO): ubiquitin-protein transferase activity
Source: RefSeq, a predicted model, not a curated record
UUCCAUCGUCAUGGAAACUCACUCACACACCUGCAGCGGGCCACUCUACCGAAGUGCAGACUUUGCUCAGACACUGCCUCAUUUAUCGCGUUACAUUUAUGUCUUAAUUCCCGCGAGCAAACUAAACAUACUUGCAUGUUUAUUAAACUACUUCCGCGCAUGGUUUAUCUACCGCCGCGCGAGAAACUGCCGCUUCGAGAGGAGAAAAUCGCUCUCCGCGCGCGCCAGCUGCUCUCCGCGCGCGCCAGCUGCUCUCCGCGCGCGCCAGCUGCUCUCCGCGUGCUCCAGCUCCUCUUCUCCCACGCGCGCGGAGAAGACAGCUCCUCCCACGCGCGCUCGAUUUUCUAUCCAGCGGCUACGCUCGAGCGCGGCUGCGCUCUCGGAAGCGUCUCUGAGAGCGGACGGAUUUUCUCCUCGCGUGAAGAAAAAUGUGUUUUGACAGGUUGGGCGGGGCCAAAGCCCUCUUCUGUAAGUCUCCUCCUGAUUGGGCAGACACGAUCACAUGGGAAGUACUGUCUGGAAUUUUCUGACUGAAAAGUUACAUCAUCUAUAAGACAAAGUUACAUCUGGAGGCGGGAAAGUGACGGAGGCUUCUUUGUUUGGACUACGUCGGGAAACAUCCUAGUUGGAAAACAUGGCAGAUAGUAAAGAGGAGGAAUUGCGCAAAGCUGCCAUUGAUUUGGUUGCUAUGUUAAGAUCAUCAAUAAAUGGUCCAGCACCAAACACUCAGGGUGAGACCACUGUGAGCCCCACAACAAGUGCUAGGGACACAAGGCAGGACCUGCAAAACCUACCCAGGCAUAAUUCAGCAUGUGCACCUGCACAGGCGUCUUCUGGAAUUGCUAUGCAGCGAAACAUGGCCAGGUCUUUCCCUGGAUUAUUUAAAGAGAAGCAGAGUUCCAGGGCUCUGCUAUCUAAGAAAAGGUUUGCCCCCAAAAGAACUGCUGUGUCAUUUUUCCUGCUUAAAACCGCCUGUGAGAGAACUCCAAAACCAUCAGAGGAGAUGACCCUUCUACAGGCUGGGCUAGGACGAAGGACAGUUGACAUUGCAGCAGAUGCCAGUCAUAAGGAGAUUACAGAUAUUCUUUGUGUGGCAUAUCCGAAGAUGGCUACAUUGGAGGGGGCCUGGAUGCUAUACAAGGCCAUCGGAGGAUCUGGUCAACGCAAACUUAAUUUGUUGUCACCUGAAGAGGAGGGAUAUACAGGAGCUAGUCUUGUGAGGACUUGGGCAGGCAAGGGUUGCCUGUACAUCAUGCCCAUCCAGCACACAUUGGAUACUUCUCCCUUGCCCUUCACAGCCCCUGAGUUUCAGGCCAUGCCCAAAGCUCGGUGUCUCACAUGCAAGGAGUAUGUGCCUCUGCAGCUCCUUAGCAUCCAUGUAAAAACAUGCGUUUCAAAGAUCAGUGGUGAGACUGAACAUGGUGAUGAUGAUGAUGUCAUCAGUGUACAUAGUGACAAUGCUGAGUCAUUUGCUGAAGUUCCGGCAUCGAUAGAGAGUGAGGCAUCCCCUAGAGUCAUGCCAUUCAAUGAUUUGGAGAGAAAGGUUUCUUGCCCAUUGUGCAGUGAACUCUUUACGGAAGAUGACAUCUGUACACAUGCAAGUGUCUGUGGAGAAGGCAUGCCAAAUGAGGAAUAUAUUUCCACAAGGCACACCACUAAGCACUUCAGCAGCUUAUCAGCUCUUCUGCAGUCUUUACAAGACAAAAUUGACACUACACAGACCUUCAACGUUAAUGUGACACGUAAGGAUCUGUUCCAAAGGGGACUCAAACAAUGGGCUAGACAAAAGCAAGCCUCUCCAAAAAAUGUCAUCUCUGUCUCCUUUAUUGGAGAACAUGGUAUCGACCAAGGAGCGCUUCGUAAAGAGUUCUUUACAGAAAUGAUCCGAGGAAUUGAGAUGCGUUUAUUUGAUGGAGAUGGGGAAAAGGGCAAAACCCCAAAGUAUAGCCUUUGUGACUACAAAGAAGACCACUUCAAGACUUGUGGGGAGAUAUUUGCUGCAAGCAUCGCACAGGGGGGCGCUGCACCAAACUUUAUCUCUAGGUGGUGCUACCAAUACCUUUGCCAUGGAGAAUUCAACAAAGACACUAUCCCUGAUGAAGUGUCAGAUACAGAUUUAAAAAGUCUUAUUGAAGAGGUGGAAAGAGCAGAAGCAGAUGAGCUUAUUGGCUUAGCUGAUCAAGUUGUGGCCUGUGGAUACACAGGGCCGAUAACUGUUGUGCACAAACAGACAAUAACACAAGCCAUUAAUUUGCAUGCAAAGCUGAGACUUGUCCCCAUAUUGAGCCAGCUCCGUGAGGGACUAAGGCUCUAUGGGCUGAAUGAGGUGUUGAAAUACCAUGAGGACCUUUGCGAGCAACUGUUUGUCCCAGGCCACCUGAAGAAAGUGGAUGCUGACUUCCUCGUAUUGGCCCUUUCACCCAACUUCAGUGAGGAAGGGUCUGUAAGACGGGAACGAGAGAUGCAGGUCAUCAACUUUCUGCAAGAUUUCUUGCAAAAUCUGGAAGACAAAGAAGACUGCACAGAAGAGGAGAAAAUUCAAAAUGAGCAGGAAGAUGAGCCUGGUACAACGGGAAGGGAACAGUCUGUCAGAGCAUUCCUACAGUGGGCAACUGGGCAGGCACAUGUACCACUGAUAGAGUCCGAAAAGGAGGCAUUCAAGAUUAUUAUUAACUUUGACCACGACUGUGAGUCCCGCUAUGGACCACACAGGCAGUGUUACCCAACUGUGAAUGCCUGUGCAGUUGCACUUACAUUUCCGACGCGCCAUUUUGUCACCUACCAUGAUUUUGAAAAUCUUCUUACAGAGGCAAUCAGGGGUGGGUUUGAGUUCAGCAUGUACUGAAUAGGAAGACUUGUGUAAACCCUGUUAGAAAAGUUAAUUCUGCUAAAUUGGAUCAGUUAUUUGUUGUUAUUUGUUACCCUAACUUUUAAAGUUUAUUUUCUAUCAACGUGUUACAAGUUUGUUUAAAUGGGAGCCUGAAAGGAAUAAAUUUAAACAUACAACCUCUGUGUGUUAGUAUGUAUUUACUGUAUGUCAGCAUACCAUUGGCUUAUUAGAAAAGUGGGAUUCACACAACAUCUCCGUUACCUGGGCUGAUACAAAUAAUGUUUUUUUAUAUAGAACUUUUGUAGUUAUAGACAUUGUUACAUUUCAAACACCUAAUGAUUUGCCAUAUUUA